Molecule: messenger RNA, 963 nt
Organism: Paramecium pentaurelia
Lineage: Eukaryota; Ciliophora; Oligohymenophorea; Peniculida; Parameciidae
Source: the annotation of a GenBank genome assembly
AUGACCUCUAAUUGGCAAUAAAGCAAUGUAAAUUUAUUUAAUACAAAAAUAGGUACCAAUAAGAUUAAACUUUAAUGAUGAUGAUGAUCCUUUUGAAGAAGAAAUAGGUAUUUUGGGUUUUCAAAUUUAUAGAUAGAUUGAGAUAGUAAAAAGAAAUGUAACAAAAAUUAAAAUAACAACAAGCAGCUAUUCUUGACCAUAAUAAAAAGGUAUCUCAACAUUCAAUUUAGGCUGAAUAAUUAAGAUCAUAAAUUGUUAAAGAUAUACUUCCUAAACAUAAAGGGUUAUAAUUAGCCUACGAUUAUGAUGGAACCUUUAUGCUAGCUAAAGACCUUACUUAAGUAAGAAACAAUUAAAGAGCACCUGAAAUUCAGUAUUAAUUUAACUAUUUUACUAAGCAAAAUAACUUAGGUUGACACAGUAUUUUAGCCACAGAAACCAAUUUAAUAAGCAGUUAUAGAAAAUGAAAAAGUUAAAAAAGAAUAGCUUCGUAUUUCAAAGGCUAAAACAAAUCCUCCUUAAAUUUUUGAAACUUCAAUUUAGAAACCAUUUGAAGGUUUCACUCCUAAUCAAGGAGUUAAAUUGAUUUAUUAGGAUUAAAAUUAAGAAAUUGUUAAACAAAAAGACAUAUCGAAUUGGGGUGAUGGGUAGAGAAUGACAAAAAAAUAAUUUGAAGCUCUUAAAAAUGAAGGUUUUAAACCAACAACUUAUACUAUGAAAUAGCAAAUGCUUCAAAAGAUCAAUUCUGACAUUAUGGAACUAUAAGAACCUAAAAAUACUCCAAUUAUUGGGGAAACUUACAAUUAAAUUAAUGACUUAAAAAUCUCAUAAUCUUAUACGAAUUUAAAGUAACUUCCAAGAUAAUAAACAAUAUCAAUAAUACCCUAAACAGCAUAAAAUAGAAAGUAAAAUAGUAAAAUUAAUGUUGUUGAUAAAAAUUUACUUGAUUAAUUACUUUCAUGA